Molecule: messenger RNA, 1375 nt
Organism: Fukomys damarensis (Damara mole-rat)
Lineage: Eukaryota; Metazoa; Chordata; Mammalia; Rodentia; Bathyergidae
Gene: Sdhd
Product: succinate dehydrogenase complex subunit D
Exons: 4
Coding region: 72-551 (159 amino acids)
Biological process (GO): mitochondrial electron transport, succinate to ubiquinone; tricarboxylic acid cycle
Cellular component (GO): membrane; mitochondrial envelope
Molecular function (GO): heme binding; ubiquinone binding
Source: RefSeq, a predicted model, not a curated record
UUUCUUUUGUUGUCACGGGGUAGGAUUUGUACUUCCGGGUUGAUGGACGACCUUGAGGCUUCCAAAGCGAGAUGGCGGCUAUCCUGAGGCUGAGUGUCCUCUGCGGUGCCCAAGGAUCCCGAGGUCUGUUCCUUCGAACUCCAGUGGUCAAACCUGCUCAUGUCUCAGCAUUUCUCCAAGACCGACUUUCUCCAGGGUGGUAUGGAACACAGCACAUUCACCUGACACCAAGCCGUCAUUCUGGUUCUAAGGCUGCAUCUCUCCACUGGACUAGUGAAAGGAUAGUCAGUGUUUUGCUCCUGGGCCUGCUUCCAGCUGCAUAUUUGAAUCCUUGCUCUGCAGUGGACUACUCCCUGGCUGCAGCUCUCGCCCUCCACAGCCACUGGGGUCUUGGACAAGUUGUUACUGACUAUGUUCAUGGGGAUGGAUCACAGAAGGCUGCCAAGGCAGGCCUUUUGGCACUCUCAGCUUUAACCUUUGCUGGGCUUUGUUAUUUCAACUAUCAUGAUGUGGGUAUAUGCAAAGCUGUUGCCAUGCUGUGGAAGCUCUGAUCUUUUGGACUUAAUACCUUAAGAAUUAAUUGUAUGCCUCUUUGCCUCUGCUCUGUCAUGCCAUUCAGCUCAUAGUAAGCAAAAAAUAAUGGAUAAGUACAUCGAUCCUUAUCGCAUGGUUAUUUUCAAAAUUUAAGUUUGAGGAAAAGGUUUGCGAAGGAAUUGUAUCCAAGAAGUAGUGAGACUGAGUUCUGUAUUUUGGUGAGUUAAUGGGAUUGUCUCCCAACUCAAAAGACUCACAGUAUAACUAAAUAUUAUGUAUGAGCUUUUGCCUUUUAUCAAAUCUUUUAAGGAAAAUUCAGUUUAUUACUAUCAAUACAUGAUCAUACUUUUGUAUUUUUCCUGAGAAUAAUACAUGACUAUACUUUUGUAUUUUUCCUGGGAAUAAGAGACAAAGGGAAUGACUGUUAAUUCACGAGUAAAGACUUUGUGGAAAAUCAGAAAGUGUUUAAUGUUUGGAAAUGUCCCUGUCCAUUUGGUACCAGAUGAUGUUGAUGAUUUUUUUUUUAAUGAUGAUUAUUUUGUGUCCUAGAGAAACUUUAAAAUUAGAAAAUGCUGAUAUCUGUGUCACAGAUUUCUAAAUCCUAGAAAAGAAAGCUUGGAGAGCUUCUGAAUUUAGAGACCUAUUUAGGGAAGAGAUCCUGCGGAGGUAUAAGAAUAUUACAAAUUCCAACUGGCAUUAAUUCUGAAAUAUGUUUUACUUUUUUAAAAAUAAUCUGUCCUCAAAUACAAAACUGUAAGUAAAUUACUUUCCCAUUGUAGGAAUUGCUAAUGAGAAAAUGUAUUCUGUGAAAAGAGUCAUUUUUUUUUAAAUAAAAGGUUGU